AUGUCAUCGUCAGAAACGAGGUCACCGUUGUCAUUACUGUUUCGAAGACGGUCGAGUGGAGAUGUCACUAAGAAUUUAGCCUCAGUUUCAAGCAGCCUUUUACCAGCUUUUGGAAUUGAUGUUGAUGAUGGUUACUUGCACCUGAAGAAAUAUGUUAUUGCUCCUUAUGAUAGAAGAUACCGGUGGUGGCAAACGUUCCUUGUGGUGUUGGUGGUGUACUCAGCAUGGGCAUCUCCUUUUGAGCUUGCAUUUAAGAAAGCGGCUACCGGAGGAUUUCUGCCCGUCGAUUUGGUGGUUGAUGCCUUCUUUGCCGCCGAUAUUGUCCUAACUUUCUUUGUUGCUUAUUUGGACAAUACAACCUUUCUUCUUGUGGAUGAUCACAAGAAAAUUGCACUACGGUAUAUCGCUAGGUUAUUGUUCCCUAUGGACGCAGCCUCGACUCUGCCAUUCCACAUCAUACACAGAAUCUUUACUGGCAAAAUGCACGAAGGAAAGGUCUUCGGUUUUCUCAAUCUGUUUCGGCUUUAACGACUCAGGCGUGUCGGUGAACUCUUCAAAAGGCUGGAGAAAAACACACGCUUCAGCUAUUUCUGGACAAGAUUAUUUAAACUUACCAGUGUUACACUAUUUGUGGUUCACUCGGCAGGAUGUAUCUACUACUGGAUUGCUGUCCAUCAUGACACAGAAGGUAAUACUUGGAUUGGAAAGCACGUUGAAGAUUUCGAACAAAGAAGCAUCUGGUUGGGCUACACGUAUUCCAUUUAUUGGUCCAUUGUUACCCUAACCACUGUCGGCUACGGAGACUUGCAUGCAGAAAACACGGGAGAGAAGGUUUUUAACAUGUUUUACAUGCUAUUCAACAUUGGCCUCACAACUUAUAUAAUCGGAAACAUGACGAACCUUGUUGUCCGUUCCGCAGUUCAUACUUCUGCUAUGAGGAAUGCCAUCGAUCAGAUAUUAAGAUAUGCAAGCAAGAAUAGACUCCCAGAAGGAUUGAGAAAGCAAAUGCUAGCACACAUGCAACUCAAGUUCAAGACAGCAGAGUUGCAGCAAGAGGAGGUGUUGGAGAACUUACCAAAAGCAAUCAGAUCUAGCAUUGCUCAACAUCUUUUCCAUAGCAUCGUUGCAAAAACCUACCUUUUCAAAGGAGUAUCUGCAGACCUUAUUACCCAGUUGGUAUCAGAAAUGAAAGCAGAAUAUUUUCCUCCUAAGGUUGAAAUUAUUUUACAAAACGAGAUUCCGACAGAGUUUUACGUCUUAGUAACUGGAGCAGUGGACGUGCUGGUGUCCAGGAAUGGAACAGAGCAGGUUUUGUCAAAACUAGUAUCUUCAGACAUGGCAGGGGAAAUUGGGGUUGUAUUCAACAUCCCACAGCCUUUUACAGUGAGGACCAGGAGGCUUUCCCAGGUCAUCCGGCUCAGUCAUCAUCAUCUCAAGCAAAUGGCGCAGCCCCAUAGCGAAGAUGGAAAAAAAAUUAUCUCCAACUUCAUCCAGUACCUAAAGGAUUUGAAACGAGAGAUGCAAGAAGAAAUACCCUUUCUCAGGGAAUUGCUGGAAGACACAGCUGUGGAGAAAGCAACAUCAAAUGAGGGGUUACAAAGUUCUGAGGCACUAAAUUCUCAAAGAGAAACAAGUGUAGAAGGAAUACAAGAAAAUUCUACUCCAUUGCCAAGCACAUUUCCCAAAAGAGUGAUAAUCCAUGGGCAUCAUCCAAACGAAACAACAGGAGAUACAAUGGGGAAACUCAUAAAUUUUCCUGACUCAACAGAAAAUCUAUUCGACAUAGCAGAAAAGAAGUUUGGCAAGCAUGGAAACAAAAUUCUUAUGGAGGAUGGCUCAGAAGUAGAAGAAUUGGAUGCUUUAAGGGAGAAUGAUCACUUGUUUAUUUUUUAAUGUUAAGAGCAUAAAACCAAUACCCCGUCAUCAGCCUACAUGUUCAGCGCCUUUUGAGUUUCAAUUUUGUAAACAACAUGGUAAAAGUU
Populus trichocarpa (black cottonwood) is the source of this 1982-nucleotide messenger RNA. RefSeq names its product potassium channel KAT3. Gene Ontology annotation, cellular component: membrane. NCBI's taxonomy places the organism in Eukaryota, Viridiplantae, Streptophyta, Magnoliopsida, Malpighiales, Salicaceae. Gene Ontology annotation, biological process: transmembrane transport; potassium ion transport. The transcript has 13 exons. Gene Ontology annotation, molecular function: voltage-gated potassium channel activity. The record is from RefSeq and is a predicted model, not a curated record.